AGGCUCGGAAUGCCUGGAGGACAUACGGGGUCAGCUAUAAGAUCACACGGAGCUCAAGGCAGGAUGGGGCCACCAAAACGCGGGGCGCCCUUGACUAGACAAAGAACUACAUGUACCAACUUCCUCUUCUUCCUUAGCUAUCCGCAUCCUACAGCGAAAUCGACGUAACUUGGACCCGCUAUUUACUCUUUCCUGAGUCGUUACUGCCACUUGAUCUGGAAGACUGCAGCUGAGCAGGACCGAAUCCGCACCUGUCACGCCCUACGACAAGUGUAGUCAAUAGCUAGAUAUAAGACCCUAGCUAUCUUCGCCAAAGGUCAACCUAUUAGAUUAAGACUCGACAUACAUCUGCCCUACAUAAAUUACUACAACAUGGCCAUUGCAUCCAUUCUCGAGAACCUCAAGGACGGUGGCUCGCCUGACCUAGAACUCGUUCACCCUACCGAAGCCGAAAAGCAGAUACAGUUCAACGCCAACGCAAACGAAUGGCGCGGUGCUCUAUCUAAACCUGCUUACUUUCGUCGCGAGGCCACACUUUCGCAAACAACCCUCACACGUGAUGGCGGCAUUUCAUACUGGAUCCUAGCCGACCCUGACAAAACUGUGUCAGAAGACCCUUGGAACCCAGAUUCAGGCACCCAACUACCAAAAGGCACUCGACUACCACUAGCGAGCUGCGAAACAAUCCGGAAGAAGGCGCUCGUGUGGCAGAACAGAGAGCUCAAGGAAGUCAUCUGCCAUGGGGUCGGCAGUGUAUUCUGCGCAAAAUCUCUCCGCGGGAAGAAGAAGACCGAUGGCCCCUCGUAUGCGAGUAGGAUGCUGACAGACCUUGGGGAGAGGCUGAAGACCUACCAAACAGAACAUGGCCAAGAGUGCUUGUUCUCGAUCCUGUACUCUGAUAUCGGACCAGACUACUACGCCAAGUUCGGCUGGGAAAAAUUUACGUCGUCACAUGUCUCUAUCCCCGCGAGCACAUCUCAAGACACGAGCAGCUUACCUACCGCUCAGCCAUUGUACGCGCAGGAUCUGGAGGAAUUAUGCAAGAUCGACGAAGCCCUUCUCCGCCGGAGCCUAGAGUCGCGACCCAAGGAUAGCAACACCGCAGUCGCAAUACUCCCCAACAUCGAGACGAUUCAAUGGCACCACGCGCGUGAAGAAUUCGUAGGCAACGAGCUACAUGGCAAGAAGCCGGAGAUCAAAGGUGCGGUCGUUGGAACGGAGAAGGGCAAGCGCGUCUGGUGUUACUGGACAAGGAUGUGGUACAACGAGAACCCAGCUGAGGCCAAGGGCAACACACUGCACAUCCUACGGCUGGUCAUCGAGGACGAUAGCGGGGAGGGCUCUUCGGGUAGCAUGAACGGAGGAUCGGAGAGCCACAGUCACGAAGCUGCUAUCGCGGCGCUCAUGGCGAUGGCUCAGCAGGAAGCGCAGAAAUGGAAGAUGGAGAACGUAGAGAUGUGGGCGCCUUCGCCGGCGGCGCUGGCAGCUGCAAAGAAGCUGGACCCGACUGCGAAGCUCAUCGUCAGGGAACAAGAGAGCAUCGCGGCCUUGCAGUGGUUUCCAGAACACGACGGACCGGUUGCUAACAAGAUUGACUGGGUCGCGAAUGAGAAGUACGGGUGGUGUUGAGUGCGGAAGGCGCGAUCCGGAUUUGGUAGACUGAUAGAUUUCCAUGCAUUGCUGCUAUCAUCGAGUAGCUUCCAAGGUCGUCGAAGUGAUGGUGAGGCUGCAAUUCGAUCCCAAUAUUGCAAGCUGAAGCGGGAGGUUGUGAGAUAUCUUCCUCGACCUACUGGGCAAGCCAGAAAGGAUCAAUGAAAAUAGAUAAAGCCUGUCAGAUUGCCAUCAACGUCCUGCUUUCCAGUGUGGCCGAAGCACACGACCGGUCAGCUGAGAUCAUCGCCACGACCGCCGAAGCAGUUGUAAAGCCUCACUCUUGGACAUCGAGGCUGAAAGUCAUCAACCAGGUUGGAGAUUCUGUGGCUACUAAGAGUAACUCAGAAGAGGAUGCAUACUAUUAGAAAUGAUUCUAUGAAGUACU
Alternaria rosae is the source of this 2038-nucleotide messenger RNA. RefSeq lists its product as uncharacterized. The record is from RefSeq and is a predicted model, not a curated record. Lineage: Eukaryota; Fungi; Ascomycota; Dothideomycetes; Pleosporales; Pleosporaceae. The transcript is spliced from 2 exons. The coding region runs from base 373 to 1629 and encodes 418 amino acids.